Molecule: messenger RNA, 3795 nt
Organism: Acanthochromis polyacanthus (spiny chromis)
Lineage: Eukaryota; Metazoa; Chordata; Actinopteri; Pomacentridae
Product: zinc finger CCCH domain-containing protein 7B-like
Exons: 22
Coding region: 246-3353 (1035 amino acids)
Biological process (GO): miRNA processing
Molecular function (GO): miRNA binding; protein binding; metal ion binding
Source: RefSeq, a predicted model, not a curated record
UUGCUUCCAAAGAGGUCACGUGAGCGCUCUGCUCGGAGGAGGUCUGUGUCAAAUGGGCGCUGCUGGGAAUCGAAACUUACCCGGUGCUCGGUGAACGUCCAGCUCGAGGGGCUUCUCUCCUCUCUGCCGUUUACCUGCGGCUUCUCGGCGCCUCAAACUUUGCCCGCAUCUCUCUCCUCGGAACCAGCAUGAGCCGCUUUUAAACUUCGGUUCAAUGAACUUCCUGACUUCAUCAGUGAACAAGCAUGGACCCUGCCCGACAGAAGCGCAGGAGGGACAUAGACAAAACUCUGGCAUUCAUACAGUCUUCCCUGGCUUAUCCGGAGCCUCAGGGCUACCAGGACCUCUUGACCCAGUUAGUGUGCAACCUUCUUGAUGAGGGAAAUGCCUUCUUCCGGGACAGCGAGUGGGGUCGGGCUGUCAAAGAGUUCAGUGAAGGCUUGAAUGUCUCCGACUAUGCUGAAGGAGAGGAGAUCCAGAUUCCUGAAGCUUUGCGAGAGAGCCUGUAUGUCAACAGAGCUGCUGCCUACCACAGUAUGGGUGAAUAUGACCAGGGAGUGCAGGACUGUGACAGCGCUCUGGAGGUGUGUAAGGAGAGCCGCAGAGCCCUGUAUAGGAAGGCACUUUGUUUGAAGGAGCUUGGGCAGUACAAGGAGGCCUACAACUGCACCACCAAAUGUCUGCUCAUUGCUCCUCAGGACAAACAGGUGAACGAACUCGCACAGGAGCUGGCUGUUCAUCUGGGACUGAAAAUUCGAAAACCCUACGUCAAAGCAACGGUGUCUGGUGAGAAUUUAGGAAAUGGUUUGAAUCCUCUGAGUGUCGUUGCACCAGUCAGCUUUCCCAGCAUGCCUCAGCCCUCCUUUCCCUCCACACCUCCCAGCUGUAACCAGCCUUCUGUCUAUGCAGUAUCCGACACGGUGGGAGCUUUGGAGGACUCCGAGCGACUGGGAGACGACUUAGACAGCCUGCUAGACUGCUUUCCUACUGAGCAGGGUCCAGCUGAGAUUCCCGUCCAUUCAGCGUUCUCACUCCCCAGCCAGGCAUCAACCAACAAUCAUGCAGUUUCUUCUGAUCUACCCGCCCCGACACCCCAGCUGCCUCCCGCCUUUUUCAGCUCCGCCAUCAACCAACUCAACUCCCUGGACUCUUUUUCCGACGGCGCACACGGCACCUCGGUUGCAACACUGGAUUUCCUAGAUGACCUCUCGACCUCUGCAACUGGAAGUGGAGCAGUGGUUUCAAACCUGGUACUGACCUCCCCUGCGCAGGAAGUCCUGCAUGGUCUCGAUUCUCUCGAUUCUCUUGAUGACUUCUUGGAUGUGAUGCCAAGUGCUGCUGCUGCUGAGGAUGUUAAUAAGUCCCAAACAGAGCUGGACGCAGUGGAGAAGUCCCUUGAUGAAUUGCUCGAUGAACUGGAUCCCCUGCGGGCUGUCUGCCAUCAGAACGGUCUUACUGUCGAAGUCCCUAAAAUUGGUGUUAAUUCCACGGAGCAGCUUGAAUCCCUUGAUGCCCUGGACCCGUUUCCCUCGGUUGAAGGUGCUGGAGUAACCGGCCUGGACUUGCUGUCUGACGUCAGCUCAAUUGGUGUCCCUCCUCACAGUGCUGCAGCUCCAGUAAUGCGACCCCCCAAAAAACAACACAACGUGAAGGAAAACCAAGCUCCAGCUGCAGCCUCUAACCCCCUGUCCUCCACCCACGAGUUCCUGCAGGCCUGCUCAACUUGUUUUCCUCGGGAAGGUCCAGGGAUUUAUUCUUAUGUCCACAAGCCACAGCUGGUCCACAUCUGUAAAGGAGACAUUCUGUUAUGCCGACUAAAAGCAGCACAUCCUUCAGAGUGGACCAGAGUGCGACCGAUUCCACGGGCAUCCUUCACUGCGCCGUUUGUGAUCUGCAGAGAGCUGCUGAAGUCGGGGGAUUUGGGCCUUUGUAAGUACGGAGAGAACUGCACAUUCGCCUACAACCAGCUGGAGAUCGACGUUUGGACAGAGGAGAGGAAGGGAAAACUGGACAGAGACCUGCUGUUUGACUCUAAGCCUUUAAGACUGGAUCCUGUCAACGCCAUCAUUCGCCUCCUGCAGGAGAACAAAGGCAUGUUCAUGUUCCUCUGCCAGGAGUGCUACGACAGUAAACCUAGAAUCAUCAGCGAGCGCCACAGAGACAAACCCACCAUCUGCUCUAACUUGGAAGCUCGCCAUAACUUCGAUGCUAACAAGUGCUUGGCGUUUGUGGUGAGGACCCACAAUGUGAACUACAGUAAGGUGCGUCCGCUGAGCGUCCUGUGCCACUUGGAUUUGUGCCGUCAGUCCAUCCGCUACGGCUGCCUGAGAGAGGACAGCUGCUAUUAUGCCCACUCCGUCAUAGAGCUCAAAACCUGGAGGGUGCAGCGAGCCACAGGUAUUGGCCCUAGUGAGAUUGUGAAAAUGUCCAUGAGGUAUUAUGAGAAGCAGGAGUCGCAAAACAUGAGCAAACAGAAAGGAAACAGGUUGUCUUCUGGAGGGACCUGGAACAAACCGAAAGGAGGAGCAGGAGCUGCUAGAAAGAGUCUGAGCUUAAAGAUGAAGUUUGCCUGCGCUCAGUGCUGGCGGGACGGCCAGGUCAGCGAUCCGGACAAAGCCCUGAAGUACUGCAUGGCCAAAGCCAGACACGCGUUUACUAAAGAGAGAAGAGUACUGCUGGCCCGGUCCUCAGAAGGAAGAAAAUGGGUUCAGAUCCGUCCGCUGCCUCAUGCCAAGAACUUCCCUAUGUAUUAUGAUAUGUGCGCUCAGAUUUUGGAGAAGAGGAAAUGUACCUACACUGGGAACUGCACCUUUGCUCACAGCGAGGAGGAAAAGGAGAUGUGGAUGUAUAUGAAAAAUAAUAACUUGCGGGACAUGCAGCAGAUGUACGACAUGUGGCUGACAUUAUCUGCCCAAAACAGCCAAGCAGACGGAGCCAUGCUCACCCAGCCCAUCCCAGAGGAAAAGCCCAUCGUUAUGCCAACCGACUACGCUGAACCAAUGACUGGCCUGCACUGCCGUCUGUGUGGUAAACACAGUAACGGCGAGCGGCAGUGGCAGCAGCACAUUUCCUCUGAGAAGCACAAGGACAGAGUGUUCAGCUGCGAGGGAGAAGACGAGGCUCUGAUGUGGAGCUACCGGUUCCCUGGUAGACACUUUGAAAUCUGCUCCAAGUUGGGUGGCAGCUGUCCUGAUGGCGUGAGCUGCGACUACGCCCACAGCCCCGAGGAGCUUCAGGAGUGGACCGAGAGACGAGAUUUCCUGCGACAGAAGCUGGCCAAAGCCAGGGAGGACAUGCUCAUCAUGCCUGAUGAGCUCGACUUUGGGAAAUACAACUUUCUACUUCAGGACUGAGAACACUGUGGAUUUUUUUGCGUGCCAUUUUUGUAACUACCGAAGCAGCGAUUCGGUGUAUUAAGAAGUUUCAAACUACAGCUGACGUCUUCAGGUGAAGUGAUUCGUAUGUACGGCUUGAUGAACAAGACGUUCAUUUGCUUUGCCAAAAAUGCCACAUGCCAUUUAUUCUAGACUUUAGGUAAAUAUUUUAAUUUCUUCUAUGGAGAUUAUGUAUUCCUCCUGUAUGUUUAGCUCAUACUUUAGGGUAAUCUACACACUCUUGUGAAAGUAAAGCUCAUAUUGCAAUUCAAAAACUCAGCAGACACAAACACACUUUAUCACUGAUGAUUUAUGAAAGUUUUUAUUUAACCACACAUGCAAUUUUCUUUGUGUGUUUUUUCAUUUUCCGUUCUGUUUGUGUUUUGUUUAAGCAGAAAUGAUUAAAAAUGGUUUUAUUUUA